AUGACCAGUGGAGACCAUGUUACGAUGGUGUGCUGCCAAAGUACAGAGCAUCAAAGCGUGCAGGUGUCGGACACCGGAUCGAUGAAUGAAUAUCCGUUAAUUCUGUCGGAUCUGCUCAGCUCAAAUUUACAGUUACUAGAAGGCCGAUCAUACUCAUGCCUGGCUUCGAACGCCUUUGAAACAAAAAUCGGAUCAAACAUGCGGAUGUCCGCCGUGCCUACAACUUGCGAAGCAGUUACGCAUCGACCAUUCGGUGUACGUCGUGCCUCAACUAUGAGGCGAGAACCUCACCCGCGCUGCAUAUUUGGGACUUCCGCCUGUUCAAAUCAUCCGAUAGAUGCGCAACCACCUUUCGGGAAAUUCAGAAGUUAUGAAGCGGCCAGAAAAUUAUUUUGCACAAGCAAGCCCCUAUUUUGCCUGCUUGACAUCAGUCAUAUAGUUUACUUUGCAUCACAGUGCGCCAAAAUAACAACUCACGGAGAAGAAGCACGCAUUUGGUCCGAGGAAGUGCGUGGACAUACACAGGUAUGCCGGAACGCAGUAGGCCGUGACGAACUUUCUCGUUGA
Messenger RNA from Fomitiporia mediterranea MF3/22, 567 nucleotides. RefSeq lists its product as uncharacterized. NCBI's taxonomy places the organism in Eukaryota, Fungi, Basidiomycota, Agaricomycetes, Hymenochaetales, Hymenochaetaceae. The record is from RefSeq and is a predicted model, not a curated record. The coding region runs from base 1 to 567 and encodes 188 amino acids. The transcript has a single exon.